GGCUGUUAGUGAAAUAAGUGAAAUAAGUGAAACAGCAUACCUUCGAUCGCUUAACCCUUUUUGCUGUGUCACGGGCAAGAUAAACACAGCAAAACUUAAAAAUGCAUGUAUAAAGACAAUUCAACCGUUCAGCAGUCUGUCGAUAGUAGAUACAUUCAUUCCCUUGGUUCCAACCUUUGCCAAAAUGGAGAGGAGUGCUGUGGUAGGUGGGCGGCAGUUUGUAGCGUCUGUUCUCUUAUACAGUGCGUUGCAAUCCACACGUGCUCUCGCUGACAGCGAAGUACCGUUUCAUGGAUGCGAUUAUAACCGGUAUAAUUACCUGGAGUGCAAUACCGACACCUUCAGGCUGAUGGACACGCUAAACCUUUCCAGCAUUCCGAAAUGGAUGCAAGGCGUCCGUUUCUCCGGAUCCUGUCACAAUUACAGCCAUGGUACCCAUUGUUACGGAUUACCCCCGAAUGUAACCCCAUUACCGCGCCGCCCUGGAUUCUCUACGUACGGUGUUCACUUUGCCGGAUUUAAGGCAAUGGACGGUGGCAGAAUUCCCCUCAACCGCUUUCUAAGCGAAAAUAAGGACGUCAUCAGGUUCAUAACGGUUAGCAACAGUCAUAUUGGGUAUAUUGAUCGGGAAUUAUUUGCUGGAUUUGCUGGACUUCGGAAUGUGAACCUUCGAGGAAACGACAUCCAUAGCAUCCGCGCGGAUGCCUUCGAAGGUUUGACUGACGGAAGCGAUCUUCAGCCGGUACUGGUGGCGCUUGAUCUUGGUGGUAAUCGGCUGGAGCAAUUUGACUGGAGUGCGCUGCAUUCAUUAAAAGAUUGCUUGGAGCACCUAGAUUUAAAUGAACAGACCCCUGGAUUGACGUCGAUUACCCGUAGCGGCUCGAGCACCUUUGCCACUCUUAUGCGGACGUUAGAUUUGCGAAGAAACCGGUUACAAUCCCUUCCUGACUGGCUCCUGUAUAAUGUAGGUCUUGAUAAUUCCAGUUUACGAUCUUUUGACUUUCGCUACAACGCCUUCUGCGAAAAUCCGGCUGAAGUUAUCCAUGGUUGCGGCUGCUGUGAUUUGAAAAAUUUGGUUCGCUGGGCGACGACCGUUAAAUCCAAUUUUAUCAACGAGUUUUCGCGGCCAUCCGUCUGGUUCAGCAUGAUAUGUGAAGAUAAACCAGUACAGUUUACCUAUGACGCCGUGAACAUUGCUUCGGGUUUCGCAUCAUCAAUCGCGCUGCUGGAUAACACACUGAAGCAUUGUUAACUGUAAUACUAAUAACUGAACAAUUCGUUCAUUUUUAAAUUUAUAUCAUGGCUCAUGCUCAGCUUUAAUUAAAUUGUACCUGUACUUCUACCGAUAUUUUUUGGCCAUGGCAUAAUGAGAGUGAAAGUUCUUGGAUUUUUCAGCGGAUUUAUUAUUGUUGCGCUACUGAUAACUAACAUGGUUUUUAAUAAAUAUGAAGUGGCGCCCUCGCGUCUGCAUCGCUAUUGCCCUUUAAAAGGGUGUCACUGUGAAAUUAUAU
Messenger RNA from Paramacrobiotus metropolitanus, 1511 nucleotides. RefSeq lists its product as uncharacterized. The record is from RefSeq and is a predicted model, not a curated record. Lineage: Eukaryota; Metazoa; Tardigrada; Eutardigrada; Parachela; Macrobiotidae. Bases 185 to 1252 code for a protein of 355 amino acids. The transcript is spliced from 2 exons.